AGAGACACACCACCAUCGGCGAUACGCUCCGUUCACGUUGCAAGGGUGAGGACUUGCUUUUCGUUCUCCACUGGUCAUUCUCUUGUUCUUCAAGAGAAUCAUCUGACUUUUGCGUUAAAUCUGAAGAACGUGUCGCGAUCGAACGAGCGUGAUCUUACUAUUAAAGACGGUGUUAUCGAGAGUUUUUGGAAAAAUAGAUAAUUGUGAGGCAAGUAGUGAGUGUCGUUUUAAAUUUCGCAAUUAUCCAUACGUAUGACAUAUGAAAUGACGAGGACGGUGACAGUAGCUACUAGUUAGUGAAGUGUCGAUGAAGUUUUAAUAGAAGAAAGUAGUUAAAUAGUUUGAUCAAAACAGUAAUUUCGUCAACAAACUAUAAAUUGUGAACAAUUGAAAUUUGUUGAGGGGAAAAAAGAAAAUGUUGCGAAGGCUAAUUACUGGAAGAAAGCUUACAAAAGAAAAUUUUGAAAAGUGAGCUACCGAAGAAGCAAAACUAGAGUAUUCAAAGAAAGCUGUUCGACAUUAUUGUUGACAUUAUUACAUUGAAUCUCGCUGUCGCUGUAUGCUACAACACGGACCAUUAUCAUUAGUGAUGAUUUAAUCACUUUAGUGACCUUGGAUGAUCUUGAACGUUUGAUCCGAUCGUGGCCAUCGUGAGCCAUCGACGGAGUUGGAAGACAAUUUUAGGAGUGGUGUUGUUCGAAAGAGUAGUGCGACGUUCGGGUACGCAGGUCUGCAGGCCAGCUCUGGGGUGCCGGGCCCGGGCGGGGUGAUGAGCUGCUCCGAUGUGAUGUAUCAAUAUUAUCCUUACCUGUACCAGACCCAUCGGCCACCGCCGCCGCAUCCGACCCAUCCUCAUGCGGCCCCGCAUAGUCACCCUCACGCCAAUCCGCAUGCGGCCCACCAUAGUCCAGCUAGGCCGGCGCCUUUCCAACCCUUUCCAGCGGCCACGACGACACAUCAGUAUGACAGGCUGAAUGUGCAUCAAAGAUCUUUGGAAGCAGCCGGUAUCGAGCUUUGCGGCGCCGGCGGAAGCGUCCCUCAAGGUCAGCCGAGCAGUGCAGGUUCCGUAGGGUCCGCGCCGAGUCCUGCAUCCCCAAGGCCAACGCCGCAACCGCGACCACCCCUUGCAACCACCACCUCGCAACCCUCGCGAACGUUGGACGACGACAGAUCGACAGACGGUGAGACGAUUAAUUGUCUCGGUUUACAGCAACGUGUGUAUCGUCACGUGAACACCUGCGUAUUAAUACACCGGCUCGCAGGCGUGGGUGCCGGCACGACCGAGGACUCCGACGAUGGCGAGAGCAGAGCGCAGUACGUUAACGCGAAUUGCGUCGUGUUUACGCAUUAUCGAGGCGACGCGGCGUCAGAAGUGGAGGAACACUUUCAAAGGGCCCUCGCUCACGAUAAAUUAAAGGAAAAUAUCUCCCCUAUGUCCAUGAGGAACUUUCCCCCUUCCUUUUGGAAUAGUCAGCAUCCCAGUGAUGUCUACGAGUACCCGACGGAUCCAUGGCAUCCGCAUUACCCGCAGUACCAUCACAGGGCCGUGCACGAAUACCAUCACCACAAUAUGGCAGCAGCAGCGAGUUACAGUGGCCUUCUGCUGGGUGGUGCACGCGGCCUCGGCCACCAUACGUCUCAUCACGCGGCGCAUCACGCGCACGCCGCGACCUACAAGGAAUGGACGUCGGCGACGCCGUCGCAAUCUCUCGUCGACGCUUCCUCGGCGCCGCCCUAUCCUCACGGUCACUACGCACCUCUCUCCGGUAAGACUCGAAUCUCAAGUUCAGGAUUCCAAGGACCUCUACUGGUUCUAGGAUCGAGCGUUGGAGAUCGGCAGCAGGCAUGCGGUUUCCUUAAAUUUAGAAGUCGAUUGAAGGACUGUAUUUCAAGUAAUAAGAAAAUUUAAUAAUACGAUCUGAUGAUGUGGAUCGUAUAGACAUGAAUGUGACAGGAACGAGGACUUUGUUAAGCAAAAAUGACGACUGAAAUAUCCGUCGUUGUCAUGUACAUAGUGUUACCUACAUAUUUUAAGGAUCUACUAUUAGCGUAAAGAUAAUAUUAGACGAAUACUUGCGCGCACUAUUACCUUUAUAGUGACUGCUGUGUCUGGCGUCGAAGAAAGGAUUGGCCGUGAAAACGCGACCGAGAAUCGUCUUCAACUGAUACAAUAGUGUAGUGCGAUUUAGACCGUCAAGGUACACCUAAA
Atta colombica is the source of this 2209-nucleotide messenger RNA. RefSeq names its product protein vestigial (gene vg). The transcript is spliced from 6 exons. The coding region runs from base 770 to 1909 and encodes 379 amino acids. Gene Ontology annotation, biological process: regulation of transcription by RNA polymerase II. Lineage: Eukaryota; Metazoa; Arthropoda; Insecta; Hymenoptera; Formicidae. Gene Ontology annotation, cellular component: nucleus. The record is from RefSeq and is a predicted model, not a curated record.